Trichoderma aggressivum f. europaeum is the source of this 411-nucleotide messenger RNA. RefSeq lists its product as uncharacterized. Lineage: Eukaryota; Fungi; Ascomycota; Sordariomycetes; Hypocreales; Hypocreaceae. The coding region runs from base 1 to 411 and encodes 136 amino acids. The transcript has a single exon. The record is from RefSeq and is a predicted model, not a curated record.
AUGAUGAGCAAGAGCAAGAGAAUCGUAUCAUGGGCCAUGCGUCUCUUCCCCACAGGCGACGGGAACGGAACGAGCGGGCGGGGCGCGGGCAUGUUCAGCUGGCCGUGGCCCAUGGCGCGAGGCAAGGCAAGGCAAGGGGAUGAGGCCGCUCGUUCGUUCGCUCGCCUCCAUCAGCUCGGUGAGAGACGAGAACUUGUUCCGUUUGCUCUUGGAGGGGGGAGCAAUUCCAGCCGCGCGGAACCCCCCAAGGUUGGGCGAAUGGGCGAUGCGAGGGCCGAUGCAUAUACGGGUAUGCGACCCAACGACCAACGACCAACGAUGGACGGGAAGAUGCAGCCGCGGAUCGGGAGGCGGAAGCGUAGAAGUGGAUUCGCUCCGUUUGCUCGUCUGCCUGGAAUUGCAGGGCGAUGA